AUGACUUCGAAGAAGUUUGGCUUCAGUGCUGCAGCAGAGCUUGGGCUAGGGUUAGGGUGUCCGUCGGAGUGGCGGUGCAAGAUCUUGAAGUUGCAGCUAUUGAAGCUAUUGCAGCCGGGAGAGGUUGAGCGCCUCAACAAGGAGCUGGGUGGACUGCGAGAGAAGUUGGAGCGGACCCAGGCGCAGAUCUCAGGGGAGCGCUCUGCGAUGCAGCAAAUCGACGAGUUGGACAGCCUGCUUCGUUUCUCCAAGGCCGAGGCUCGCUCGCUUCGCUCGGUUCGCUGGAAGCCGAUGUGUUGUGCGAGCCUUGAGCACUGCCAAAACAUCCUCCGCCAGCCUUGGAGGAACCAGGCGCUGAGGUUGGUCACUGAGGAGGCCUUGCUGUCCAGUGCCCGACUGGCAAGAGCUUUCUCAAACCUGGAUCAGCGGGUUCAGGCUUCAGGUGCUGCCUCUACAGGGCGUGCACCUGAGACACAUCCGAAGAGCAGGCCUCAGCGCCCUGUCUCUAGAUCCCCCCGAAGGGAUCAGAGGCCUCCUCUCCCCCGGUCCCCGGCUCGUGCUGCACCAGCUGAGCCGCGUGCGGACAGGGAGUCAGAGAGCGACUUCCUGGAGGAAGAGGAAGAAGAGGAGGAGGAGCCCGACACCGAGGUGAAGCGGGAGCGUCACGGUGACGACAAGCCGCCAGAGCCCGAAGGUCUUCCACCUGGCCGCUACGAGGGUCGGUCUUCGGACAAGAGGAGCGAGCGUAGGGAACAGCAUCACUCAGAAGGCAAGAAGGAGCAUCACCGCUCAGGCGGUUCAGGCAAGAAGAAGAAGCGGCGAGGCGGCACAAAGCAUCAACGCCGGUACAGGGACCUGGAGAACCCCUUCCGAAGGAGUCACAGGAAGAUCCGCCCUGACCAGCUGGAGCUGGCCACUUCGUUGGAAGAAGGGCUGGCCCCAAAGCCUACCACCGUACAGCAAUACAAUGUGGAAGAGGCAGCGCUUUGGGCUCAUCGGCACCUGCCUCCGGGUUCGGUGCUGGAGUUCACCUCAAUGGGAGAAGAUGGGGCGACACCAGAAGGGUUGGUUGCCCUCCUAGUGACUGGCUAUCACAGUCAGCCCGACGGCAUCUGGCUGGAAGUCAACGUGCUGGGUGCCGAGGAAGAAGGUACAAAAAAGGAGAUGCAGAAGUAUUUCAAGAACGGUCGGCGGCAAGUUCACGUCUGCAUGCCCGACUCUCAAGGGGCGUGCCCUUUGAAGGGCGAGAAUGGAUUGCACCUGACCGCAUUUCGCUGGUUCCCGCCGGGCGAUUAUGCGGCAGAUUUCCUGAACGCCUAUGCUAUGAAAAAGGUUCGAGAAGGGCCCAAGAUGGAGCUGGCGGCCCAAGAAAGAGAAAAGAGGAGGAGGAGCAAGAAGCCAGCAGCCGAGCCACCUCCUGGCGAAACCGAUACCGAGAGGAGACUGGCUGCUUUGCGAGGAACCUCGCCGCGAGUUACCUUUGCAGAUCCGCCGGUAAGACCGCUCUCUUCUUCUCGUCCCGCUGGAGAGCUGGCUGGACCCCGGGUUGGGGCCUUGAGGCGGCCUGGGGAAGGCCGUGCCGCUCCGGGACCAGCGGGAGCAAUCCUCGACAAGGUGAAGACGGAGACGAUCGAUCUGACGCGCGACAAGAGCAGGUCGCUGUCGAAGGCCCGAGGCAGGAAGAAGAGCCGUGUCGGGGAGGCGCUGGCUCAGGCUGCUCUCUCACAGCAACAGAGCCAGCCCAAGAGGGACUCGAGUCGAAGCCGAAGGAGGAGGAAGAGAAAGAGGAAAGGUCGAAAGAGGAGCAGCGACGAGGACAGCAGUUACUCGGCCAGCUCGUCAGAGAGCAGCUCGUUGCACCCUCCCCUAAAGCGGAGGUCCAUGAAGGACCCAGGGUCGGUGCUGAGGAUGCUCGAGCAUCAGGCCUACGAGUUCCUUGCCCAGGAUGGCAUUGUGGACGAGGAGAAGGAGGACGAGAAUCAGGGGCAGCGGCCCAAGCUGGUGACCUACUACCAGCUGGCCUUGAGGCCCAGCAUGGACCCAAGAAGCAGAGACGCCAAAGAGUUGGCUCUCCUCUGCCGAGCGCUGGACAUGCUGCGCGACGGGCGUUUGGACGCGAUGGGAGACUUGUUGGCCGCUCGUCUGAUGGCAGUCGAGACGGCGACAAAACAAGGCUGGGCCACGGCGCGUCAUUUGGAGAUCAAUGCGGAGGAGGAAGGCACCACACCAGCUCAUGUGCUGUUAGCAGCACAAAAGCAUGGGAAGCAGGUCGAGAAGGCAGGAGGAAAAGGAAGCUGGAGCCAGUUGCAGAGCUGGUCAGGCGGUUGGUAUGGAAGCAGCGGCAAGAGUGAGGAGAGAAAGGAGACGCGAAGAAGGGCCAAGAAGGGGGCCCUUGAAGAGAGGUAUGAAGGUGGUAUAAAGGUCCGAGAAGGGCCUCCGGAGGAGACUACAGCUGCGGGAGCUGGGGCGGGGAAUUCUGGCCCUGAGCUCCCUGGUGUUGCUGACUUGGAGGAGUCUUGCAUGCCCGAAAGGGAUAUAACCCUAGCGGCCGACGUGCUGCUGGGGGCAGGUGAUGACACUACGAAGGCGCCAUCCCUUUGUGACACAGGCGCUCUGCAUGACAGGAAGAGUGGCUUCUGCGGACCAGGGGUGAACCUGGGUUCGCAGGCCAGCUAUGAUGAGUGGCUUGGAUCUCUAAGCCAGGUUUCAAGCAUCAGGCAGCUGGGGAUUUUACUGGCAUGGGGGCAACUGUCCGGGCAUAUGCUUUUUGGCAAUUCUAGUGCUGGACCACCACAGGUUUUUGGUGAUGAGACCGGGCAAUGCCUUAACGGUAUGUUCGGUGUUGUGAAACCCGGGAAAUUUACAUCGAGUGGAACCCCAGUUCUGCGUGUCAUCAUGAAUCUCAUACCGGCAAACCGACUGUUCCAGGUGAUUAUUGGCGAUGUUCAACUUCUUCCAAGUGGGGCGGCUUGGAUACCACUUGUGGUGAACGAGCACGAGGAGCUCAGGGUAUCACAAGGCGACAUGAGCUCGGCCUUUUAUCUAUAUUCCAUCCCAGAAGCAUGGCACCGCUAUCUGUGCUUCAAUUUCUCUGCAGAUGGGGCAGCAAUAGGGCGGUUGCCUGGGGUCUCGUACAGACCCUGUUGCGUUGUGCUUCCGAUGGGAUGGAAUUCAAGCGUGGGCAUCAUGCAACAGCUCUCUAGGGAACUGCUGCUGAUGCGUGAUCUCCCGGCUGGGUUGGAAGUCCACAAGGGGCGGCCCGUGCCUGGUUGGUUUACAAACGUGGUGGAGCAAGCGACAUCAACUCGUGCCUGGUGGCAAGUCUAUCUUGACAACUUCAUGGCUGCGGAGCGAGUGGAAGGGACCUACAAGGAGUUGGACAUGGACUUGCAAUCUCAAGCGAUGCGAGCUUGGCACGCUACUGGUGUCCUUACCGCCGAUGACAAACAGGUACUUGGGGCCCUUGAUGCGGUUGAGCUAGGCAUCAGGCUGGAUGGACAUCAUGGCUUACUUAGGGCCUCUGCGGAGCGUCUGUUUAAGACCUCGCUGGCCACGAUACGCAUCCUCCAGCUAAGGGGCGGCUCGAAGAAAGAAGCGCAGAUCGUAUUGGGCCGAUGGGUAUUCAUCUUACAGUUCCGGAGAGCUGCCAUGGGCGUGCUCUCCAGGUCAUGGGAUGCCAUCGAAUCGCUGUGGGUCAGCCCAAAAGGGAAGAACCUAAUGCUGCAGGAACUCCAGAUGUUGCUUUGUUUGGGACCUAUACUACAAACCGAUCUGCGGUGCGACUACGAUGGGACGGUGACUUGCUCGGAUGCCUCGGAGACCGGAGGUGCAGCUGCUCAGAGCCUAGGCCUGAGCUGGUCGGGGCAGUCCUUAGUGAGCUCGCUACAAAAUCCCCUGAUGCGGCCUUUGGAAUACCCCCUGUUGAUUAUAUCAGUAUUUAAUGGGGUCGGUGGAGCCUUCCGCCUGUAUGACAUCUUGGGCAUAACUCCACUUGGUCGCAUCAGCAUCGAAAUUUCCAAAGACGCCAACAGGGUCACUCGGUGCACCUGGCCCGGCGUGGAGGAGCUGUUAGAUGUGGAGGAGCUCACGAAGGCGGACGUGCAAAGGUGGGCCAAUAUGUACCCCCGGGUACUGGAGGUGCACCUGUGGGCCGGCUUCCCUUGCGUUCACCUGUCGAGGGUGAGGGCUUACCGCCAAAACCUGCAAGGGGACGGGUCGCGGCUAUUCUGGAAGCUGCUGGAGUUACUCAGGUGGGUCCAGGAGGUUUUCGAGCCCCAUGCAAAGGUUCGCUUUUGCGUCGAAAACGUGGCCUCAAUGGAUGAAGACGCAAGGCGCGAAAUAAGUCAAUGCCUUGACGUCCAGCCGGUCAAGUUGGAUCCUUCUGACACUCUCCCCUUCAACCGGCCACGGUUGGCGUGGUGCUCAGAAACCCUCUAUGAGAUGGAGGAGCUCAGCCUGUGGACAGAGGGUGACUACGUACGGGCGUAUGUCCAGGCCGGGGAAGUCGAAGACUCUCAAUGGAUUCGACCAGGCUGGUCCUGGCCUGGGGGGGACGAUGGGCAGACCCGAUUGCCCACCUUCAUGAAGGCUAUUGCGCGACAUGCGCCUCCCCCUUAUCCAGCGGGCUUGAACAAAGCCACGCUGGAUGCCCAAGAGCGCUGGCGUAAUGAUAGCUUCAGGUUCCCUCCCUAUCAAUACGACCAAAAGUAUCUUCUACACCACCAGGACCAUGAACCCAGACUCCUGGACUCGUCCGAGCGCGAGCUGCUACUUGGCCUAGGCCCUGGGCAUACCUCGACAUGCCGUUCGGCUUCAGUGGCGAAAGCAAAUUGGCAGGCCUACGAGGACAGCAGGAAAAGCCUGUGCGGGGAUUCCUUUGCUGUGUCCUCCUUCGCCAUCAUGGCGGCGGCCAUGUGUGCGGAAUGGGCCCCUCGGAUGAAGCCUUCUCAAAUCAUCCGCAGACUUGGGCUGGCCCCUGGGGCCUCUGCCCAUCCAUCUGUAGCCGUGCCCAUGGGCAGAUGGCUAGCUUACGGUGGUGACGGUGGCGAAGAUCAUCCCGGAGAUCAGCUUGUUAGGGAGCAGGCAAUAAUGCCGGGUGUGCUGCCUCGAGCAUUUCUUGCCGGCCGAACCCGCGCGGACCGUCAGCGGCAACGCGCUGGUACCAGGCUCCGGGAUUUCUCCAUUACGCCCAAGACCCGUGCUCGCUAUGAGGCAGCUGUCGGGCGCAUCUUGCCUUACCUUGAGGCCCAACCUCAUCUACACCACCUUGAUGAGGUCAUUUGCGACUGGAUCGAGUGGCAAUGGGCCCGAGGCGAGAGCGUUGGGGUUAUAGCCGAUGCGCUCUCAGGCCUCCACUUCUAUUGGCCAGAGGUGCGGGGGCACCUACGUGGUGCCUGGCGCCUUUUUAAACAUUGGAGGAAGGUAGAAAGCCCAUGCCGAGCCCCUCCGCUGACAUGGGAGCUGGCUCGGGCCUUUGUGGCUAGAGCUGUCGCUACGAACGACAUUGCUCUUGCCACCCUAGUGGCGCUUGGGUUUCAUGGUCUCCUUCGCACCGGAGAGCUUCUUGGACUCCGCUUUGGAGAUAUUGAAUUCAAUCAAUCCUGCGGAGUGGUUAGCCUACAACAGUCCAAAACCGGCCACCGCACUGGGUCGCAAGAAGCCAUUGCGGUGAGGGAUAGUCUCACCUUGCAAUUGCUGAGCACAAUGGUGGCCAUCAGGCACCCAUGUGCUGGCGACCUCUUGUGGCCGCAUUCGGGGCAAUCCUUUCGCUCAGGCUUUCGGGCCUUGUGCGAUUACUUCCAGGUCGCUGGGCUCCAUUUCAAGCCCUACUCUCUUCGGAGAGGAGCCUACAAGUCGCGCGCCUCUACCUCCAAGAUGGCAUGGCGCAAAUUCCAGGACUGCGAAGCUCCGCAGGUCACGCGGCUUCAAACAGAGCUCGAGUCUGUCAAGAAGCAGGAGACCGAGUUGAGGAGAGGGAAGUACAGGUACGAAAUCGACAUGGCCAAGGUGACGCAAGAAAACCAAAAAAAUCAGGAGGAGCUAGUGCGCCUGCGGUUUCAGACACAAAGCCAAGAGGGCAUUCCAUCUUCGGUAGUUCUGGCGGAAACUCUGGACACUGCCAAAAAGGAUCUCGAGGCUAAAGACACGGUUAUCCGUGAACUGCAACUUGCGGGGACCAGGGCUGGCGCCCAGUUGGUGGACUUGAUGGAGAAGCAAAGGCAAAGUGAAAUUCUGCUCCGCCGAGUGCCAGAACUUGAAGCUGAAAACCACGCCUUGCGGCAAGAGCUCAACGGGAAGGUGGCCGAGUUGUCAGCGUUGAAAGAGACCUUGCUUCAAACAGAGGAGAAGCUACGGCUGCGGGAGGCGGCCCCCGAGCUGACGGCCGCCGAGCUGCUGGCCUCGGAGGCGGAGCGCCUGGAGGAGGAGCUGGCGUUUGCCCAUGAUCAACUUGCCAACUGGCAGGUCGAGUUCAAGAAACGCGAAGACUUGCUGCGGGGCAUUCCACUGGUCUUUGCGGACUUUUUGGCUCAGAUCAAUGCACCGGACCCUGCACUAUCCAGCAGCAACCUUCGCCCAGAGGAUGCUCCGCGAUUUGUUAUCGCGGCCCUGCAACGGCUGCAGCUCACCAUGGUAAAGCGCGAGGAAGAGCUGAAAUUUGCACAUGAAAAGAUUGCAGAGCUUUCUCAGUACGCUGGCUCUCAGGGUAUGAGCGGAAGCUUCAUUGCCAAGAUGGCCAUGUUGAUGUACCUCCUGGAGGUCUCAGUGCUGUCUGGCAGCGGCUUACGUGAUGCCAAAUGGAAGCCCAGUAGUAACGGCGCGGGGCUUUCAUGCACUGUGGAAAUUCCUGGAAAGGAGGAUAAACUGGUGACCAAGAGCAUUCACACUACAAAGGACCCAGUUUGGAAUCACACUGGAGACUUGCAGAUGUCACACAGUGACAGCUUAUGCUUCACUGUGCAGGGCGAACACAAAAUCGGACAGGCUGUGCUGCCUGCAUCGCGAGCCGUGGUUGCAGGCUUUGAGGGUGACCUCAAGCUGAACGCAACGGAGACUGGCCUGGAGAAUGCCAUGAUCAAGGCAGCCACCAGGAUAUUGUGGCUGCUUGACUUGUUUGUCUCCUUUGCUCCUUACAACCUGUUCUUUCCACGCCCAGCCAACAACAGCAGACAUAGCCAGUACCAUCCAGCGACACCAAUGGUUGCCCGAUCGAAGCAAGCUGCGCUGCGGCUGCCCUUGGUCGUUUGCUUGCUGUGUCUGAAUUAUGGAGGAGAUGGGUUUUCCACGACGACAUUGGCAACUUCGACCACCUCGGCUGGUCUGGGCACUCGCGAGCAGAAGAUGACCUUGUCCCUGUCCAAAGAUGGAACAAAUGUGCAGAAAGAGGGAUCAAGAUACUUGCUUUGGUGCGGCCUGUUGCUGACUGGCAGUGCUCUUGGGGCUUUGCAUUGCAGAAGGACAGCGAGGGCUGCGAAGGCUAUGCCGCAAAGCUCGAAGAGCUAUGCUUUGGCUAUGUCGCGAUUUCAGAUUUUAGGUAUUUGUUGUAUCUUGGCAGCGCAAUAUACGAUGCUGCUGAUCUUUGGGGUCUAUGGCUCUGAGCUCCUGGACCCAGGCGAUGCAAACAAACUCUAUGCCGCCGCCAGUUGGGGCGCUUGCUUUCUUGCAGCGCCAGCAGGAGUUUGCUUUGAUGCCCUGGGGCCAGCAUGGUCAACGCUUCUGGGUGGCGCCAUGAGCGCAUUUGGGUUGGGCACUGCCGCUUUGGUGCUAGGCAGCUAUGGUGCAGCCUCUCUGCUCGUUGCAAGUGUGGGCUACUUGCUCUUUGGAUUUGGCGCCACGUUGCUGAACACAGUGGGGCUCUUGGCAGCGGUGCGAGUGGUUCCCUCUCAACGUUCUGGAAAAGCAGCUGCCUGCGUUUUGUGCUCGGCUGCACUGGGCAUCAGCUUCCACACUGCCGUGCAUGCCAAGUGGUGCCGUGGUGCCCCUUUCCACUUCAUUAACUAUCAGAUCACCUACAGCAUUCUCUCCGCUGUGAUAGGUUUUAUGAUUUUCCGCUCGCAAUCGUGGAAGCUGGCACUGGCUGAAGUCGAAGAGCAGGACGCAGAUGGGAAAUCCAGUGGUGACGCCAGCCCGCAGAGCCAAAGUAGCACCAGGGGAAGGAUUUUUGGCAUCCUGAAAAACAAGGACUUUCCCUGGCUCGCAGCCAUUUAUUUGAUUCCCAUUGCUUAUUGCUUCGCUUGGUUGGGCAACUGGCCAGUGUGUGCCACCAGUCUUGGGCUUCCUGCUGAGGCACAGACUCGCAUUGGCCUCUCCGUCGGCCUGUUCUCUGCCCUGGGCCGUGUGGUCUUCGGUCUGCUGGGAGACUGGGUGCCCAAAGGAAGAGGUCUGGUUGGCUUGGAGCUGGGCUUUACGGCAAGUCUAGGCCUGUUUGCCGGAUCCUUCCUUUUGCUGUGCAUUGAUCAACGGAUGUUCUUUGAGGCUGCCAUGCGGUUGCAAUCCUUGGGCUAUGGUGGGGUGCUGUGCCUUGCAGCCGUGGCUUUGCGCGCCAGCUUCAGUGGUGAGGACUUGGGCACUGCCUUUGGCUUUCUCUACCAGAUCCUCACGGUGACCUUCAUGCUCUUCAAUUGGGCCUGCGUGCCAUCCAGCAACUGUGAGGGUGCGGAAUGCUUUAAGGGCUUCUUCAACCUGAGUGGAGUACUGCAUGUAGGAUGCGUCCUCUGGGGUGUCCGACGUUUGUUGAGAGCAUCGAAACGUGCAGCUUUAGAGACCAAAUCGCCCUAGGUGAUGGUGAGCCGGUUGCGCCGGUUGCUGGUUUAGCCAUGUUUAGCCUGACUUUUCUCAUG
Molecule: messenger RNA, 8837 nt
Organism: Cladocopium goreaui
Lineage: Eukaryota; Dinophyceae; Suessiales; Symbiodiniaceae
Source: the annotation of a GenBank genome assembly